Molecule: messenger RNA, 2755 nt
Organism: Solea solea (common sole)
Lineage: Eukaryota; Metazoa; Chordata; Actinopteri; Pleuronectiformes; Soleidae
Gene: zdhhc14
Product: zinc finger DHHC-type palmitoyltransferase 14
Exons: 10
Coding region: 609-2141 (510 amino acids)
Biological process (GO): peptidyl-L-cysteine S-palmitoylation; protein targeting to membrane
Cellular component (GO): endoplasmic reticulum; Golgi apparatus
Molecular function (GO): protein-cysteine S-palmitoyltransferase activity
Source: RefSeq, a predicted model, not a curated record
UUUGUUGUUUGUGAGGGAGGCAGUGGAGAGAACGAGGGGGCGGUGUGAGGGUCUUCUCUUGGCCUGCCCGUCUGUACGCCUUUUGAGGGUAAAACGCCGCAACUUUUUCCUCCACGAACGCGGCGGAUCGGUGCAACGUUUCCUGAAGAUUUGUCCGCCGAAUGCUGUCGUGAGAUACGUGGACGCGGGGCUGCGAGGUUGUGUUGUGCGCCAACGCUCGUGCUGUGCGUGUUUUAUUCGUUCUCUGGAGCAGCGGCCAGUCAGUCAGGAUGCUGCUGCUGCUGCUGCUGCUGGAGCUCGCCUGACAAGGAGCGAGCGCCCCGCCGCGUGUGUGUGUGUGUGUGUGAGAAAGGGAGAGAGGGAGAGAGGGGGAGCCUUCUCUCUUUUCCUACACCAACUUCUUCUUCUUGGGAGCAAAUUCAGACGGCAGAUUUUGUCCACUUUCAACUUUUAACCAUGGUGUUCUUCACUCUGUCCUCGGCUCGCAACAAACCUGGGUAACGAAAGGAGUAGCUACGUGACAACACCCCGACACGACGACCAGCGACUUUCCCUCGCGGCGCAUCUGCCUGGGAUUUUUCAGCUGUGGGGAAUUUAAUCCGCGAUAGAUGCAUCUCGGGGUGUCAGAGUCCAUGAGAGAGUGCGAGUACAGCCAGAUCAGCACUCGCAGCUCCACACCGAUGGAGACCCCUUACAAGAAAAAGACUCAGAAGAAGAGGAAGUGGGAGUCCUUCCCAGGUCGGAAUAAAUUUUACUGUGAUGGAAGGAUUAUGAUGGCGAAGCAGACGGGGGUUUUCUACCUCACCCUCGUCCUCAUUCUAGUGACCUGUGGACUGUUCUUUGCUUUUGAUUGUAAGUACCUGGCGGAGGAGUUGACCCCGAUCAUCCCGGUCAUAGGAGGUGCGCUGUUUCUAUUUGUGCUGGGCACACUGCUAAGAACCAGCUUCAGUGACCCAGGGGUGCUGCCCAGGGCAACCCCAGAUGAAGCAGCUGAUCUUGAGAGGCAAAUAGAUGUGGCUAAUGGCAGUACAGGUUACAGACCUCCUCCCAGAACCAAGGAGGUGGUUAUAAACGGCCAGACAGUCAAACUGAAGUAUUGCUUCACCUGCAAGAUCUUCAGACCACCACGUGCCUCCCACUGCAGCCUGUGUGACAACUGUGUGGAACGUUUUGACCACCAUUGUCCCUGGGUGGGAAACUGCGUGGGAAGGAGGAACUAUCGUUUCUUCUACAUGUUCAUCCUCUCGCUCUCCUUCCUCACCAUCUUCAUCUUCGCCUUUGUCAUCACACACAUCAUUUUAAGCUCUCAUAAAAAGGGGUUUCUCACCGCACUUAAAGAUAGUCCUGCCAGUGUGCUGGAGGUGGUGGUUUGUUUCUUCUCUGUCUGGUCCAUAGUGGGCCUCUCAGGCUUCCAUACCUACCUGAUCAGCUCAAACCAGACCACCAAUGAAGAUAUCAAAGGUUCGUGGUCUUCUAAAAGAGGGAAGGACAACCAUAAUCCUUACAGCCAUGGCAACAUAUUCACCAACUGCUGUGCAGCACUAUGUGGACCCCUGCCACCAAGUCUCAUUGACAGACGGGGCUUUGUUCAGUCAGACACGCCACAGCUGGCACAGCCGACCAACGGCAUCACUAUGUAUGGAGCCACCCAGUCUCAGCAGAGCCACAUGUGUGACCAAGACCAGUGCAUUCAGAGCACCAAAUUCGUUUUGCAGGCCGCCACCACCCCUCUCCUCCAGCAGCAGAGCAGCGAGCCAGUUAUCCUGACAGCCUCGUCUGAAAACGGUGGCUCCCUCCCUGGCCGCACGUCCCUUGCGCUGGUCGGCCCGUGCACCUCGCUCCCCCUCGGGCAGCCCACGCCUCCGACGUCGACCCCCAGCCUCAGCUGCCACGAAGCCGCCGACAUGUUACCGAUCCAUGGCCACAGCCACGCACACAACCACAGCCACCCCUACCAGGAGCCGGUGGCGCACCACCACUUUCUCACUCCAGAGGAAGUGCCCUCGCCCCCAGGUAUGCUUCCGUGUGGCAGCCCGCUGGGUCACAGCCACACAAUGCAGAGCGGCUUCUACAACCCAGCGAGCCAGGACUCACUACAUGAGGACUCUGUCAGAGGUUUGGUAAAGCUCAGCUCUGUCUGACCACAGAACACACAAACACGCACCCUGAUACCCUCCUGUGCCACUUUUUACCUUGCACCACCCGCUCUCCUCUUCAGCAGGACUUGACAAUUGAAAGAAAAAAAAAAAGAAAAAAAGGCUGUGGUUUAAAUUCAGCUGCUAGAAACUGUGGUAUUUAACUGAAUUCAGUGAAACCUCAGCCACUGUCUUGCCAAAUCUCUCUCUCCCCAAGACUGGGGGAGACGGUUCCCUGUAAGAUGGAAUAUACGACGACUCAGACAUACAUGUCUCUCUCUCCUUUUUUUUGCUCGCACUCUUUCUCUGCUUUUCUUUUCAACUUUAAGGGAAGCAUCAUCCAGUGUCCAUCCCUCCCCCUGGUGAUUGGAUAAGGGAGUAUUCUUUUUUUGUUUGUGUUUUUUUUUGUUUGUUUUUUUCCAAAUGAAGUAAGUUUGUGAGUCAUUUCAAGCCAAAAAAAGAGUAAACAUGUAUUGAUGGUACAUGGCAUGUUUUAGUCAAAAAGCUGGAUUUCUGUUCAUGGAUCAUUUGUCUGACAAGAUGUUGUUUUGGUUAAACACAGUUUAGCCUAAUUUGCCUGUUGCUGAUUGGACUGAUGCCUUCGCCCCCCCCCCCCCCCC